Molecule: messenger RNA, 1318 nt
Organism: Rhododendron vialii
Lineage: Eukaryota; Viridiplantae; Streptophyta; Magnoliopsida; Ericales; Ericaceae
Product: ATP-dependent Clp protease proteolytic subunit 5, chloroplastic-like
Exons: 5
Coding region: 234-488 (84 amino acids)
Biological process (GO): protein quality control for misfolded or incompletely synthesized proteins
Cellular component (GO): endopeptidase Clp complex
Molecular function (GO): ATPase binding; ATP-dependent peptidase activity; serine-type endopeptidase activity
Source: RefSeq, a predicted model, not a curated record
UAGAUACUUCCAGACGAUUUGAACAGAUAUUGGGGGUUUCUUGGCGCUUGAUUUUUCGAUCGGUUGUUGCACGUUGGCGUUCUCUUUUCCGACUUCGUCGACGGCUGUGACUCGUCCCGUGAGUGGACUCCAGAGAUCUCUUUGGUUGUUGGCCAAAUGUUGUUCCUUGCUUUAGUUCCAAUAUAACUGUUAUCUUUUAGUGAUGGAAACUAUUUUCUUCCCUGGUGUUCAGUAUGGGAGCUUUCAUUCUUAGCGCUGGCACCAAAGGAAAAAGGUUUACCCUACCAAUGUCGAGGAUAAUGAUCCAUCAGCCUAUGGGUGGACUUGAAGGUGGUGAUAUAAAGAUAUGGAGAUCCAGCUGUGUUUUGGUUACUCAUCAAGUUUUCUGGGAUGGAGUAUCCGACUCGAGCUCCUAUUUUGUUUCGCUUCGGAAGGAACUAAUUUCCGCUCCUAUUUUGGGCAGAACACCAACAAUAAUGAUUGGUUAGAUUGAUUACCCAUUUUCAUGCUUAUUUUUGGAAAAGCAUAAAAAACCUAAGAAGGUUGGGGCUUGAACAGAAAAGCUUGUGUAAGUCUCUUAUUUUCGCUAUCAAAUGAAUUUUCAUUGUACACCUAAAUUUGGUUACUAAUCCUUGAAGUCGUUGAAUAUUAUCAACUUGGUUUUAUCUCUGUAACAUGUUGAUAACACAAUCUAAUGCCAACUCGCGCUAAACUAAGAACGAUCACAGUGAGAUCAUACCCAUCUCUGGCAUGUGUGAGUAUUAGUGUACCUAUGCAUGCAUUUGUGGCUUAGUUUGCUGUCUCUGAAGCUUUAUUAGACAAAUUAGGCAUCUGCAUUUAUGGUUUCUUUUUUAGAUUUUAGAGAUUCAUAUACUAUUAGUUUGAAGCUUGUUCUUUACAAACGGUUGGUAUGUGCUGUAUUUUUCCUGCAGUGCACUCACCAUUAAGCAAUAAGAUAGACUUUUUGUUGGAUCUCAGGUUGUGCCCAUGUUUAGAAGAGUUAUAAUAACUUGAGCUUGGUAAUGAUGGAGUUAAGAGAGGACAGAAUUGGUAACUUCGAGAACACUUAAAGGGCGAAUUGUUUUGAACACAAUUGCUGAUUUGGUUGUGUUCGCUGGAUACAUGUGUAGAUCAGAAAUCUUUAAUGACAAGGUCUGAGCUAAUAGAAUUUGUUAAUGUGUUUUGUUGCUUGAAUACUGGACACUCAUAAAUUAGUUACAUAUUUUGUUCCUUAGUUACUAAUUUAAGCUAAUGCAGGAAUUUGUUCAAAAACUAUCUCUGCUUCAUAAUAAUUUAAACUUGGAUGAGAUUUCACUCA